This is a messenger RNA of Hippocampus comes (tiger tail seahorse), 1324 nucleotides long. It is a transcript of the gene alkbh3, whose product is annotated as alkB homolog 3, alpha-ketoglutarate dependent dioxygenase. The record is from RefSeq and is a predicted model, not a curated record. Gene Ontology annotation, cellular component: nucleoplasm; mitochondrion. Bases 181 to 1050 code for a protein of 289 amino acids. Gene Ontology annotation, biological process: DNA alkylation repair. Gene Ontology annotation, molecular function: dioxygenase activity. The transcript is spliced from 10 exons. Lineage: Eukaryota; Metazoa; Chordata; Actinopteri; Syngnathiformes; Syngnathidae.
UAUUUUGAUGUGACACAUCAGUAAUGGCCGUCCUGCCUUAUGAGUAAAUGUACCUCCUUUCGACACAUGAUUAUAUUUUCUUGUUCUCUCAGGCAAUGGUAACCAAAAAUUCACCACCUCGAGAAAUUUGAAUUACCCCCCCUGCCCCCCAGGACCCUAACCUUUCCCUGAACAGGUGUGAUGUCAGAUAAACGCCAGCGUGCUAGGGUGCAGGGUUCCUGGGCUAAACAGCUGCCCAAACAACCGAGGCCAGCAGUUUCUCCCAGCCAAAAUGCCACUCCAGCUGUCGCAUCCUGGGGAAUACAUCGGCAGACGACAUCUGCAAAUUUUGAGUUCCACCAGCCCAUUAAGCCCGUUAGAGAUGUACCACCAGAGAAAGUAAUUGACCAAGCGGGUGAUUACGAAAUCAGCCAUGAACCCUCAGGUGUGUCAAGAUUGCGACUGGUGCCCGGCUUUCUUCCAGCAGACGAAGCCGACUGGAUAUUCAGUAAACUGCUGGCAGAACUUCCCUGGUCACAGAAGACCAACGUCCGACAAGGUGGGGCCUCCCCUCAAGAGCCAAGGCUGACGUGCUGGUUUGGAGAGUUACCCUACACUUACGCUCGUUCCACCAUGGCCGCCAAUACAAAGGUCGGCGGUGGCGGCGGCGAGCGCCUCAACUCGCUGCUGUGCAACCUGUACCGAGACGGACACGACAGCAUCGGCUGGCACAGCGACGACGAGGCCUCGCUGGGCCCGCAGCCCGUCAUCGCCUCGCUUAGUUUGGGUGACAGCAGGGUGUUCAGCCUACGCAAGAAGCCGCCUCCGGAAGAAAAUGGUGACUACACUUAUGCGGAGCGUAUUAAAGUUCCUCUGGGUCACGGCGCUCUGCUUUUGAUGGAAGGAGCCACGCAGGAUGACUGGCAGCACCAGGUGGCGAAGGAAUACCAUGACCGCGGCCCCCGCAUUAACUUGACCUUCAGGAGCAUCUUCCCCGAGCCUCAGGGCCACCAGCCUGGCACCAAGUUGCGCUUUUCCGGCCGCCAAGCGGACGUGAACAUCACAAACUAGAACCCGACAACAAAAAGAACUGCACGGGUUGAGAUUUUUCUGUUUUUCCCAAAGAGGAAACCCGAAACACAACUCGUGUGACCAGGAUGAUACGGUGUGUUUUACACGAGAUCAGAACGGAAUUGUCUUGUUUUACUUAAUGAGUACAAGAAGUGGCACGUACUGACAUUGAGAAACAUUGAAAUGAGUCUGAUCCCCCCCCACCCCCUUUGUUGAAGGAGUGCAUGUUUACUUGCAAUAAAAAAAAAAAAAAUACACUUUUGAGACAUUCAAA